Molecule: messenger RNA, 986 nt
Organism: Salvia splendens (bonfire salvia)
Lineage: Eukaryota; Viridiplantae; Streptophyta; Magnoliopsida; Lamiales; Lamiaceae
Product: 30S ribosomal protein S6
Exons: 3
Coding region: 201-632 (143 amino acids)
Biological process (GO): translation
Cellular component (GO): ribosome
Molecular function (GO): small ribosomal subunit rRNA binding; structural constituent of ribosome
Source: RefSeq, a predicted model, not a curated record
UACAAGUUGAAAAAGCCCAACAAUUUUACUAUCCAAUCAAAUCGUCUCCGCCUCAGCUCCGCUCCAUUUUCUUCAGCUCCUCCGCUGGAGCCGCCGUAAACCUGUGCUCACCGUCUUCUUCUCAGUUCAGCUCGGAAACAUCAAGGAGUCUUAAUUCUAUUGUUACCAGAUUGUGGUUUUGAGAUAGUGUGAAAGAAAAGAUGCCUCUUUAUGACUGCAUGCUUUUGUUAAAACCCACUGUACCAAAGGAAGCUCUAUUCGAUUUGAUUGCAAGGGUGGGUAAGCAUGUUUACAGAAGAAACGGAGUAGUCACUGAUUUGAAAUCAUUUGGAAAUGUCCAAUUAGGUUAUGGAAUUAGAAAACUCGAUGGAAGAUAUUAUCAGAUGACUAUGAUGACACCGCCCAGCAUAAACUCGGAGCUAUACUACCUGAACAAGGAAGACCGGUUGCUCCGUUGGCUUCUGAUCAAACACCGUGGCUUUAAAUUCAGAGGAAGCUCUAUGGGUGAAGUUGAUAUCACAAGUGAGCUCAGAGAUCUCAAGAGUGUCUUGAAUGAUGGCAAUAUGGUUGAAGAGGAGGAGGACGACGAUGAUGACAAUGAGCAAUCUGAAUCAGGAGAUAGCAUGAGUUAGAGAUGGUUGGUCCUUGAUGUCCACCUUCUCUUUUUGGUGUAGCACAUGAUAUAAUGAAAUGUGCAAUCGUUUUGUAUUUUAAUGAAUUGCCAAUUUAUAAGUAGAUGUGGAAAGUGAACGUUAGGCAUUUGCUAUAUCCAACCUCCCACACAUCGGAGGAUUGAUAUAGUACUAUACUAUUUUGGCUUGGACUAGUUCGGCCUAUAUUAUGGUAUGUCCAUAAUCUCAUAUGUAUAUAUUGUUAGUGAUACUUGAUGUCUAGUAAGAAAUCUAACAAGACAUUGGCGAGUCACCUUCUUCAGAUAGUUUAGUGCCUAGAUAAUUAUACAAUUCAUAUAAAAUAUUUUGCCUUUA